AUGACCAGCAUCAUCCUCACCGGCGCAACAGGUACUGCGGGCUCGGCAGUCCUCACCAACGCCCUGGCGUCGCCUCUCAUCUCCCACGUGACUGUACUUGCGCGACGUGCGCCAGCUGUCAAGAGCGACAAGCUCACCACCAUCAUCAUUCCCUCGGACGAGUAUCCACGGGGCUUUGAUGAGAUCCCGUCCGCCCUCGUUGAGCGGUUGAGAGGGAGCGAUGCAGUGGUGUGGGCGCUCGGGAUUAGCCAGACCCAGGUCAACAAGGAAGAGCUCCAUACAAUCACGUACGACUACGCCAUGGCAGGCGCGAACGCGUUCAAGACGCUCGGCACCAAGGACAAGCCCUUCCGCUUCGUCUUCAUGAGCGGCAUGGGAGCGACUCAGGACAAGCCCGGGAUGUUCACGCCCCGCUUCGCGAUCGAGAAGGGUGCCGUCGAGCGCGAACUGCGCGCAAUGGAGACGGACACCUUCAAAACAGUCAUGGUCCGGCCCGGCGGCAUCAUCCCAGCCCCAGAUCACGCAUCCAACGUUCCCCUGAUGUCGCGUCUGGGCAACUCGGCCGCGAGCGUCGUCUGGCCGUCCGCCGUGAUCAAGAGCACCGACCUCGCGGACGCGUGCCUCGACCUCGCGGUGGGCAAGGGAUGGGACGCGCGUACCCCCGAGCACACCAUCGAGAAUGAGGGGCUCAAGAAACUCGCCGCCGACUAUCACGCCAGCAUGGGCAUGUAG
Molecule: messenger RNA, 732 nt
Organism: Cutaneotrichosporon cavernicola
Lineage: Eukaryota; Fungi; Basidiomycota; Tremellomycetes; Trichosporonales; Trichosporonaceae
Exons: 4
Coding region: 1-732 (243 amino acids)
Source: RefSeq, a predicted model, not a curated record